GUGUCUCGCUGAAACGCUGCAGAGUGAAGCUCCCAAUAUCGGCCAUCGAUUUGUGAUUGACCGCGGUCUGGACACGGAUCUGCGGGUCACUAGCGAGACCCGGGACCUAAUUACCGCACUUCAACCCAAAAAGCCGUACACAGCGUGAUGAGAAGUGCGUGUAUUUUGCUUUUUAGCGUUUGACAGCUCACUCGUGUUGUUGUGGUGGUGGUGGUGAUGGAGGUGGAGGCUGCUUCGUGCCCGCUGCGGAUCUCCGCCACUGUCCGGGCUUUGGGCGCUGCAUUGCGGGGAAAUCAGGAGCAUGGACCGGGCAAGGGCCGAGCGAACGACGGGGAGAGGCUGUUUCCCGACCCGGAGAAGCUGUGGUUCAAGGAGAGCAGCGCGAAAAACCUCCGCAACCGGGACUUUCUGUCACCCAGCACCAUGCUCAACACGCUGUUCGUGGAAGGACAGGUCCCACAGAGCGUCCUGUCUCGUGUGCUGUCCCUCCACGGCUCGGGGGUGCUCCCGGUCUCUGAGGGGGGCGUGGUGGGGGAGGGGCUGAGGGUCAGGGUGGACCGGCCGGCUGCGUUCAGGUCCGUUCUGGGGCAACACGGGGGCCUGGAGGGGUAUCUCAAAGCGUCCACCCAAAGAGAAGCCAGCGUGGUGAUCAACUGCCCCGCCCUGCACACCAAAACAAACGCGCCCACCGCCCAGUCGCUCACUCUGGGACAGCUGCGCACCGUCCUGCUCGCCGACCACAUGGGGGCGCUGCUCAGAAGACAAGGUUUUUCAGUUUCGUUUUGCCCCAAACUUGCCAAAGACAGUGACUUCAUCUGCUUCCUGGAAACGCUGGGAGUCGACUGGCCGACGGUCCCUGCGAGCUGGACUAAUGAAAACGGAGAGCAGAGAAUGAGAGAGGAGCUGGAGAAGUGUCCGUAUCGAGAAGACGAAUCCGAGAAAGGCAGAAGAGCGAGCGGGGGGAGGAGAGCGAGUGACGAGGGCGAUGGGGCAAUCAGGGUAAACCUCACCAGGGUGGUCCAGGAGCAAGGCCUGAUGGGAUACGACCCCAGCAUAGGCACGUGUACAGUUCAACAGGAGAAUGUUGCCCAUCUGACUCAGCUGGAACUGGCUGCAUCUGACUGCACUGUUUCCCCGACGACGGUGAUCCACGUCACUUCCUGUCAGGACGAGUUCAGGCAGCAGCAGGUCGCUAUGUUGUGGAGGGCGAGCGGAGCAGCACACACGCAGAGAUUCCUGGUGUGUGGCCCAGUGAAGACUCCAGGAUCUCAGCUCACAGCCGCUCAAUAUUUACAAUUAAGAAGAGACCAGAUGAAGGAGGCGUCAGAGAUGAAGUAUGGAGACCAAGUAGAAGGUCAAAGUUGGGAUGAUAUCAUCAGGGUCAUGACCUCUGCCACAGUCCGCUUCGAGCUUCUGUCGACAGUCCACACCAGCCCAGUGACUCUGGACGUUCACAGAGAGGGCUCCGUCUCCACCAAAGGCCCCAGAGGAGGAGUGUUCGUCAUGUACAACUGUGCCAGGCUCCACACUCUCUUCGACAGCUACGAGAGAGGAGUCGAGAAAGGUUUGUAUCCAGAAAUCCCAGAAGGCUCGCAGCUGGACUUCUCCGCUCUGAAAGAAGAGGGCGAGUGGCUGCUCCUGUUCAAUUACCUCAUUCCCUUCUCUGAGCUGCUCGACCAAUCGGGACAGGCGGUGGACUGCGAAGGGGGCGGGGCCAGGCUCAACAUCAAAACAGAACAGAUGUGUAAAUUCCUCGUUUCUCUGAGUAAAGAUUUCAGCUCUUACUACAACAGAGUUCAUGUACUUGGGGAGCCCUUGCCUCACCUGUUUAACCAAAUGUUCUGCCGUCUGUAUUUAUUGAGCGCUUUGAGAGAGCUGUACCACACUGCUUUGGAGACACUGAACCUGCCUCCGGUCAGACAGCUAUAGCAUCCAAACCACAAUAAGAAGGACAUUAGACACAAGGGAGAAGGCUUUAACACCACGAGAACAAAUAAUACUACACUUAAAGGUACACUAUGUAACUUUUCUGGUGGAGAGUCUGCCACCUGCUUGUCUCCAUGGAGUUAUUUUCUGAUCUACAGUGUGUUGUAAUAAUGUUGUUUCCUCACAAACAGACCUGGAGUUGUGUUUUGUUUCAUUCACACAUAUUUAACAAACAAACCCUGCAUUUUUAGGGCGAGUUCUUCUCUCAAGACUGAAAACACUCUGUUCCACCUUGUGAUGUCAUGUGAUAAUACAGGAAGUGCUCCGUUGUGUUCUUAAACUUGAUACACCUUCAUUAGAAUCUAGUGUCGUAGGACUCGAGACUGAUCUUGGUCUUGAGACUGGCUCAAGGUCAUUUUUGCGGCCUUGGUCUCAUCUCGGUCUGACCGCAUUUGGACUCGGUCUUGUCUCGGUCUUGAAGGUGUUUGGACUCACUCUUGUCUCGAUCUUGAAGGUGUUUGGACUCGGUCUUGUCUCGAUCUUGAAGGUGUUUGGACUCGGUCUUGUCUCGAUCUUGAAAGUGUUUGGACUCGGUCUUGUCUCGAUCUUGAAAGUGUUUGGACUCAGUCUUGUCUCGAUCUUGAAGGUGUUUGGACUCGGUCUUGUCUCGAUCUUGAAGGUGUUUGGACUCGGUCUUGUCUCGAUCUUGAAGGUGUUUGGACUCGGUCUUGUCUCGAUCUUGAAGUGUUUGGACUCAGUCUUGUCUCGAUCUUGAAGGUGUUUGGACUCGGUCUUGUCUCGAUCUUGAAGGUGUUUGGACUCGGUCUUGUCUCGAUCUUGAAGGUGUUUGGACUCGGUCUUGUCUCGAUCUUGAAGGUGUUUGGACUCGGUCUUGUCUCAGUCUUG
Messenger RNA from Boleophthalmus pectinirostris (great blue-spotted mudskipper), 2832 nucleotides. It is a transcript of the gene dalrd3, whose product is annotated as DALR anticodon binding domain containing 3. Gene Ontology annotation, biological process: arginyl-tRNA aminoacylation; tRNA C3-cytosine methylation. NCBI's taxonomy places the organism in Eukaryota, Metazoa, Chordata, Actinopteri, Gobiiformes, Gobiidae. Gene Ontology annotation, molecular function: ATP binding; tRNA binding; arginine-tRNA ligase activity. The record is from RefSeq and is a predicted model, not a curated record.